This is a messenger RNA of Oreochromis aureus, 5834 nucleotides long. RefSeq names its product dishevelled segment polarity protein 1a (gene dvl1a). Gene Ontology annotation, cellular component: cytosol. The record is from RefSeq and is a predicted model, not a curated record. The transcript has 13 exons. Gene Ontology annotation, molecular function: frizzled binding. NCBI's taxonomy places the organism in Eukaryota, Metazoa, Chordata, Actinopteri, Cichliformes, Cichlidae. The coding region runs from base 607 to 2472 and encodes 621 amino acids. Gene Ontology annotation, biological process: intracellular signal transduction; canonical Wnt signaling pathway.
UUAUUUCCCGGGAUGUUGUUGGGCUUUGGAAAAUUUUCUAUUGUUUUUUGUGGUUAAUGUAACGCUAUUAUUUUUCUGUUUUUCCAUAGUUAUGGAAAGUUGGUUAAAAUAGGAAGGCUCUUGUUUUUUGAAGUAAGGUAACAUUUUUAUUUACUAGCUGUAAGUUUUUAUAGGCUGGUUCUGUUUAUGAACGGUUCUCAUCAAAAGGGAGCUCGAUUGAUUAUAGAAUUAUUUAGACUGCAUGUUUCUCUCUUCAAAGAUCAGAGUUCAUACAAAACAGUUAAUUGCUGGAAAUGUCACAGCUUUCGAAAAGGUCACGAUAAUGCCGUGUUCAAAGUUUCGCAUAUUCAUUCAAAACGUGACUUUGCUGUUGAGUCAUAGCACUCGCUUCUUGUUUUACUACACACCACUUUUGAUAGAGUGUCGCUUUGCUUAUUCCCUAUUUCUGGCACUUCCUCUAUUGUAGAUAAGCUGUGAAGUGUGUCAACAGCCAGCUGGUGGGCAUAGACUGACUGGGGCUCAGGCUGGCUUUUUAGAGAGCAGCUAGCACAGACGGAGCAGAGCACAAAGACGCAGAUUUUUCAGGCUGGCUUGCUCGUCUUUCAAAUGAGCACCCUGUGGGCGGAGCUAGCGAUGGGAACUACUACAUUGCUGGAAUGUUUUGCUUGCUCUCGGCGAGUGCGUUGGCUACCACGCCCUCUUCGCCUUGUGAGACCUUUUCAGCCAAUCCGCUGUUACCCUGAGACUGCGCCACCUCACUGCCAAUUCCCUCGCAUCAAUGGUCACUCGAAAUCAGAGCGCACUGCAAGGGACUCGGCCAUGGGUUACGACAGUGCCUCAGUAAUGAGCAGUGAGCUGGAGUCCAGCUCAUUUGUCGACAGUGAGGAAGAUGAGGAUGCUAGCAGGCUCAGUAGUUCCACAGAACAGAGUUCAUCUUCACAGCUGAUGCGCAGACACAAACGGCGCAGACGGAGGCACAAAGUGGCAAAGAUCGACCGGUCGUCAUCUUUCAGCAGUAUCACAGACUCCACGAUGAGCCUAAAUAUUAUCACAGUCACGCUAAACAUGGAAAAAUACAACUUCCUUGGUAUCAGUAUUGUCGGUCAGAGUAAUGACCGGGGGGACGGCGGUAUUUACAUCGGCUCUAUCAUGAAGGGAGGAGCUGUAGCUGCUGAUGGCAGAAUAGAACCUGGAGACAUGCUACUACAGGUGAAUGACGUCAACUUUGAGAACAUGAGCAAUGAUGACGCUGUGAGGAUCCUAAGAGAGAUUGUUUCCAAAACUGGUCCCAUUAGUCUUACUGUUGCCAAAUGUUGGGACCCAUCUCCCCGAAGCUACUUCACCAUCCCUCGUGCUGAGCCAGUGAGACCCAUUGAUCCUGCGGCCUGGAUUUCACACACCACAGCCCUAACGGCGCCUUACCCUCACUAUGAGUUUGAUGACUUGCCUCUGUCUGUAAGUAAAACAGAUAUGGCAACUAUUGUCAAAGUGAUGCAGUUACCUGAUUCUGGCCUAGAGAUUCGAGACAGGAUGUGGUUGAAGAUCACCAUUUCAAAUGCUGUUAUAGGUGCUGAUGUAGUGGACUGGCUGUACUCCAGAGUGGAAGGAUUCAAGGAUAGGCGUGAUGCGAGGAAGUACGCGAGCAGUCUGUUGAAGCAUGGUUACUUGAGACACACUGUCAAUAAGAUCACCUUCUCUGAACAGUGCUACUAUACCUUUGGGGACCUCUGCCAAAACAUGGCCUCACUCAAUUUGAAUGAAGGAUCCAGCGGUGGAGGUUCUGAGCAGGACACUUUGGCACCACUACCUCCCACUAGCAACCCCUGGCCUCUGGGCGGGCAGCCAUUCCCCUACCCUCCUUUCCCCACUGCACCCCCGAGCUUUCCGCCAGGAUACUCAGACCCAUGCCACAGUUUCCACAGUGGGAGCGCAGGCAGCCAACAUAGCGAGGGAAGCCGAAGCAGUGGAUCCAACCCCAGCGCAGGCAAAGGUAGACGCUCGUCCCCACAGGAAAAGGGUCAAAGGUCAACAUGCAGUGAAUCAGAGCCAGGAAUCCGCGGAGGGCGGCGUGGCGACAGAUCUGCCAGUCAAAUGAGCCAUCACAGCCACGCCAUCUCUAGCCAAAGCCACGCAAGGUCAAGUCUCAGCCACAGUCAUUCACACAGGAGCCACCCUGUCUCGCAGAACAACCACCCCCCGUUCACCUACAGCCACGCCGCCUUUACUCAGCCAGGUCCAGGCUCCUGUGCCCAGAGCGAGCGAAGCCAUGCCUCUUCCUACGGCCCCCCAGGCUUGCCUCCCCCUUAUUGUCUGGCCCGUCUGGCCCCCAAGACCUCAUUCAACAGUAGCACGCCCCCUGGAGCCCCACCUGGGAGAGAGUUAGCAGCCGUUCCUCCUGAGCUCACCGCCAGUCGCCAGUCCUUCCAGCAUGCUAUGGGCAAUCCCUGUGAGUUCUUUGUUGACAUCAUGUGACAGAACAGUGCCUUUUAAACUCAGUGAGCACAAAACAGUUCUCCCUGAUCCCUUUCAACCCUGUUCUCCUUUUUCCUCUCAGUCUUUUGACCAUCUCUAAACUUCAGAAUGUAGACACUGACUGGCCCUCUCCACAGCCCCCUGCUGUCUGUCUGUCCCUCUGAUGUCCAAGCAAAGGAAUACAGGCAGCAAGAGCACAACAGGAGGAGUCCUCUCGCACACAAGCAGGGGUCCUCUGGCUGAAAACCCUCUUUUGUAUUGACGUGACGUGUACAGUUUGUGAAACGUGAGUGGUAUUCAGUGUACUGAUUUCUGUAAAGAUGCCAUGCAGACAUUUUUGGGAGUGUGUACUCUACCUAGGAUAUUUUCUGUUCUGCGCCUUUAAGCUGGCUGGGCCUGGAUCUCAAUCCCCCAGACCCAGGCCAAUAACUAUGGCCUAGGAAGCUUUUUCUGGGCAUAAAACUCGGACUGGAACACCUAACUCAUAUGUGUGUAUAAUGCUACAGUUUAGCACAUUACACCAAACCUCUGGCCCCACUCCCCUUAUGUCGAGGCGCUGCCACUGGCGUAUUUAAGCUCUUACCCGCCAACUACUAAUAACGCUAACCUUGAUCAGUUCACAAUCCGAGGAUUUCCUUAGCUUCAUAAGGGAGACCCUGUAGCCAGCCUUUAGUUUGACUAGGCUGCAUAUUGCAUGACUGUCUCAGCUGCUUUAAAGAAAACGUAUUCAUUCAUUUUGUUUAAAGUAUUACCGUUAUUGGGGGGAGGAGGUUACCUCUUUCCAAUGUUCUAAAGGAAGAAUCCAUACACUGGAAAAUUUUCGUGAUGUUAUUUAUGUGAUCAUUUUGCAUUGAUGGUGUCAUACUUUGUCUACUACGAAUGACUGACCGACAAUCAGGCAUCACUCUUUAUGAAACAGUGGCCAUUUCUCAAUGUCCUAGGUGUGCUUUGUCGAAUGUAUCAUUGUUUCUGUCAGCGAUUAAACCCUGACACCCAUAACACUUAGUUUAAACAUGUUUAAAGAUCAGCAGGAUUGCAAACUUUGGACACUCACCACAGCAAACUGUGAAAGCAAACUCAAAAAGGUUGAUUAGAUAAAGUAGUUUGACAAAAGCAUCAGGCUUGUCUCCUUCAGUUGUGGACUUUGUUGAAAAGUCAGUGUGUUAAAAGCCAAAGACUCACAUUGUUGUGUGGACAUGGCUCUUCAUACUGUUGAAGCUGUCACUUCUAGUUGUUGUGUUCAGAGUGACUUCAAGGGGAAUCCUGGCUUUCAGAUGGUGAUCUCCUUGCAAAACAAUGGCAAAUCCCUGUUGUAUCUACCUAGAAUAUAGUUACAAUAGGGAAAUAACACACACACUAGUUUUAUGAGCACUUUCCCAUUUUGUCCUUCCCUCCCUUUAGUAUGAAACACUGUUUGCAAUCAAAGCUUUCUCUUUAAUUUUGUUUCUCGAAAAAAGAAGAAUAAAUUGUACAUAGAAAUUUAUUAUAUAUAUGAAUAAAAAUAUAUAUGUUCAAAACACUGUCUUCAUUUUUCACCUCACCUGGAGACUGAGUGAAAUGCCACUAGGUGGAGACAUUGUUUUGUGUGUAUUAUUGUACAAACUAUACAUUUGACAGAUAAAAUGAUAAAAAUGCGAUUUGAAAAUGUGCUUAAUGUGCUGUUGCCUGUUUUAAUUAGAAAGCAGAGCUUAAAACAUGCGUUUCAAAUGUAUGACACAGUCUCGUGGGUGGUUAGUGUUCAUGACCGGCCUGUGGUCAGCAAAGCAGUCGCCUGAAGUCGAGACAUCCAUUUACAAUUAUAGCAGAGAUGGGUUAAUAUGUUGCAACAAAGUUUUAAUGUUGGUUUUGACACUUGACAGUUAACACCCCUGAGUGGAGUUUCCAGUACACCAACUACGUGUACUUUCCCAGUGGGCUGGUGUUACUUGUAAAACGGCUAUACAACAACAAGCCGACUAUAUAGUACAGACCCCCAUCUACUCGACCCACAACCACAGCCGCGGUUGCUGAGUGACGUCACACACCUACAUCUAUGGUGGGUGUGUAAUAAAAAUGCUCGUCGGGAAGGAAGUGCUGUGUAGGCAGAAUAAGUUACUCUACUAGAACUGCAGCCCCCAGAAGAGCGCAAUGACCUGUAAUCGUCUUCGUGCUGUUUGAAAUACAGGCCAAUGGGUAAAGUGAAAACGUGUAGUCCCACAUUAACAAAGCCUUCUGCCAUGACAGUUCCAGGUUGACUGUGACUCUGAAGCUUAUAUCAGCCUACAUGCAAAUAUGAGCGCACACUCAUUUACCAGCAGAUUGUGUUGCUAAACUCCUUACCGAACAGCCCUGAAGUAUUUCCCGAGCCACUAUGUUAAUUUGUGAUGGGGUUUUACUGUGCUUCAUUGCUGAAUUUUUUAAAGAGGAGGCUGAGGAGUAAAUGUGGGAAGGGUUUCUUAGGGUGCGUUGGCAGAUGAGGUACAAACGCAGUCUCACAACACGCGCGCACUUUGAGGUGACGACGCAAUCGGUCGAGUGUGAUGCAUUAGAAAGUCAAAGGCAUCGCCUGCGAAUGUCACGAAGUAUCAUAUGAUAGUGAGAUGUUACAAUCAUGACUCAGCAGACAAACGUUAUGUGCAUGUAUUUAUUUGGUUCGUUUUUCCCCCUCUGCACUUUUAAAUUGAAAGUGUGAAUUUAAGCAUGAAGACGAGCUAGAACAUCCCCAGACAACCUGUAAUCACCUGACACCUCAUCAUUUGUCAGCAAAUUUCAAGUGUUUUCCCAAACUCACACCACUUACUGUAAGGAAACUGUUCCUUUUUCAAAGGAAGUACAUGCUGCUGAGUUUGGGAAGCGCUAUACACAAUUGAUCAAAGGCACCUGAACAAAUAAAGGUCACUUUUAAAAGCACCACUUUCAUUUUAGAAGAAAUAUUCUUACAACACUUUUAAUUUCAUUUCAUUCUACCGGUUUUCCCUCUUUGCUUGGGAGACCCUGGGUAUUUGCCACGUGUGGUGGCUAAUACAAGUGUUAGCCACCAGACACAUACUGAUCUUCUGAAGAGUCUGUGAGGGGGGAAUUUCGAGACAUUUUCAGUGCCCUUUAAAUAAACUUAUGAUUCUGGGCAUGAUGUCUUGUCCUAUGACUCAUCUGUUAAAUAACAAUGACGCGUUCUCUGUUGUGAAUAAAAUCGUAUUUUAACAAUUGUUUACUUAAAUUAAAAAAAGUUUUAUGCUGUACAUUUUCUUUAAUUUCACCUCAAUUUUGCAUUUCUUCAGUGUAUAUUGUAUGUGAUGCUAUGACUCCCACGAGGAAGACUAUGGUAUUGUCAUCCUUAAGCUUUGUUUAUAAAACCAUAUAGACAAAAUAAAGUCCAGGAGAUU